UUCAGGCGGCGAAUAUGAAGUUCCUGCUGAAGAAAUGCCUGCGCAAGAAGGCACCGGAGAUGAAGCCCGGGGCCAUCUUGGAUGCAGUCAUCUCGCAAUCUUCGGCCACUGCCUGCAAGUGCUUACUUUACAAGCUGGCGGACUACAAAAGAGGUGGCGAUCUCAUCGACGCUAUUAAUUCGGGUGGACUGAUUGCUGUGGAGCAGCUAAUCCGCGAGCAGUUCGGCGUAUUCAUGUACAACGAUGGCAAGGGACAAGUGAUCAACCGGGCGGAGUUCCUGCGCUGGAAGUACCGUGAUCACACCGAGGUGACCAUACCCAUUGAGGCGUCACUCUCUAUCCACGAUCCUCUGGGCAAGUGGGAGGACCACAAGGCCUGCUGGCAGAUGCAGUACCGCGGCGCCUUGGGUGAAAGUUUGCUUCAUGUGCUCAUCAUCUGUGAUUCCAAGGUGCACACCAAGCUGGCGAGAGUGCUGCUCAGAGUGUUUCCCAAUCUAGCGCUAGAUGUGAUGGAAGGCGAGGAGUAUCUGGGUGCCAGUGCCCUGCAUCUGUCCAUUGCCUACAGCAACAACGAGCUGGUAGCGGAUUUGAUUGAAGCCGGAGCUGAUAUCAAUCAAAGAGCAAUUGGUAGCUUCUUUCUGCCACGUGAUCAGCAACGGGCGCAUCCGGCCAAGAGCACCGACUAUGAGGGGCUGGCCUACAUGGGUGAAUAUCCUUUGGCUUGGGCCGCCUGCUGUGCCAACGAGAGUGUCUACAAUCUGCUAGUAGACUGCGGCUCUGAUCCAGAUGCCCAGGACUCCUUCGGCAAUAUGAUUCUGCACAUGGUGGUGGUGUGCGAUAAGCUCGACAUGUUCGGCUAUGCACUGCGACACCCCAAGACUCCGGCCAAGAAUGGCAUUGUCAACCAGACGGGACUGACUCCACUCACACUGGCCUGUAAGUUGGGUCGAGCUGAGGUGUUCCGCGAGAUGUUGGAGCUGUCCGCUCGAGAGUUCUGGCGGUACAGCAACAUCACCUGUUCCGGAUACCCACUUAAUGCGCUGGACACACUUCUGCCUGACGGAAGGACCAACUGGAAUUCCGCCUUAUUUAUUAUCCUAAAUGGAACCAAGCCCGAGCAUCUGGACAUGUUGGACGGCGGCAUCAUUCAGCGUCUUUUAGAAGAAAAAUGGAAAACAUUUGCACAGAACCAGUUUCUGAAGCGCCUGCUCAUUCUGUCCACCCAUCUACUGUGCCUCUCCGUAUCAGUUUAUUUGCGACCUGCUCACGAUGGAGAAGGUGAGGGUGAGGAUUCCGACGGCUCUGAUCCAUCGGCAGCAGCUCUCCAGGAUAUUGAAUCAGAUGGCGGGAGCGAUGGCGACAGUGGUGACUAUAAUGCCCAAACGGUGGCCCGUUAUUGUGCCGAGUUUGCCACUUUAGCAGGAGUCCUAAGUUACGUCAUCUUCCAGCAAGGAGACGAGAUCAAGAACCAGGGAUUAUCCGCAUUUCUCAAGCAACUGUCCCAUGCUCCGGCCAAGGCUAUUUUCCUGUUCUCCAACUUACUAAUCCUGGCAUGCAUUCCAUUUCGUCUUAUUGGAGACACCGAUACCGAAGAGGCCAUCUUGAUCUUUGCUGUUCCAGGUUCUUGGUUCCUUCUUAUGUUCUUCGCAGGUGCUAUUCGGCUAACGGGUCCCUUUGUGACCAUGAUCUACUCUAUGAUCACGGGUGACAUGUUCACUUUUGGCAUUAUCUACUGCAUUGUUCUGUGCGGCUUCUCGCAGGCCUUCUAUUUCCUGUACAAGGGACAUCCCCAAGUGCAGUCCACUAUGUUUAACACCUACACUAGCACAUGGAUGGCCCUAUUUCAAACGACCUUGGGCGAUUACAAUUAUCCCGAUCUGAACCAGACUACGUACCCGAAUCUCUCGAAGACCGUGUUCGUCAUCUUUAUGAUCUUUGUGCCUAUUCUGUUGCUUAACAUGUUGAUUGCCAUGAUGGGCAACACCUAUGUGACCGUAAUCGAGCAAUCAGAGAAGGAGUGGAUGAAACAGUGGGCCAAGAUCGUCGUCACUCUGGAGCGUGCAGUGCCGCAGGCGGAUGCUAAGGGCUAUCUGGAGGCCUACUCCAUUCCACUGGGUCCAUCCGACGAUUCGGGAUUUGAAGUGCGCGGCGUGAUGGUUAUUAAGAGCAAGAGCAAAACGAGGGCCAAGCAGCGAAAAGGAGCCGUCUCCAACUGGAAGCGUGUGGGUCGUGUAACACUAACGGCGCUCAAGAAGCGCGGAAUGACCGGAGAAGAAAUGCGUCGUCUCAUGUGGGGCCGUGCUUCGAUCUCCAGUCCCGUAAAGGUUACCAAGCAGAAGCUAAAGGAUCCCUACAAUCUGCACACAGAUUCGGAUUUCACAAAUGCCAUGGAUAUGCUUACCUUCGCCAACAAUCCGGCCUCCUCCAAUGGCGUUGUUCUACGAACGGUGACAGCUCCUCCGCCUGCUCCUCCAGCACCGGAUCCGUUUAGGGAACUGAUCAUGAUGUCGGACCAGCGACCGGAGACCCAUGAUCCCCACUACUUUGCCGGUCUCCAGCAACUGGCCAAUAAGGCAUUUGAUUUGGUGGAGCAAACGAUGAAGACGCAACCGCAGGCGCCACCAGCUAAGAAGAUGGAUCCCUUACCUGUCGCUUCUAGGGCCACAGCAUCACCUGCCGUUCCUGCAACUGAAGCUCCUCCUCCAGACUUGAUGGCCAUACCCCUACCAAUAUCCAAUUUGAGUAAUCUGUUCCAGGAUCCGAAAGACAUCGUUGAUCCUAAAAAACUGGAGGAGUUCAUGGCCAUGCUGGCCGAAGUGGAGACCGAAGAGAGCGACAGCGGUGGACCAAUUCUGGGAAAGCUCUCUCUGGCCAAACGGACGCACAAUGCAUUGUCUAAGGCGGAUAUAAGACGGGAUCAGCAGGGAUUCGAGAGUCACAGCCACGGUCAAUUUCAACCCAUGUCCUCGGUGUGGGCACCACCUGGCGUGGAUGUUGACACGGGCUUUCACUUCGAUGAGGCUGUGUCGGAGGAGGUGCUGACCAUAGAACAAGAAGCAGAGGUGGAAACCGAGGAUGGAAACGGUGGUCAAGAUAGUGAGGACCUACCCACAGCGGAAGAAGUACACGCCACCAUGAAACAGUUUCACCUGCGCAAGUGCCAGCCAGCACAAGAUGAGGCCGCUCGUCGGGCCAAGAGUGCGCGUGUUCGUCGCAGGAACAAAGUUUCGCCGGAACAGAGCGAUGAUCCUGAGGAGUGCAGACAGCGAGGACGAUCGGCUUACACCCGAAAAACGCAAUCGCCACCGGAUCCCCUGGAACCAUGGAGCACCCGCGAGUUGCAGGAUAUUAACAAGAUCCUGGCCAGAAAAUAAAUACAGAGCGCGAUUUUCUGGCACAUAGUCCUUGGUGGCUUAUAAUUGUUUAUCAGAGCUUAGCUUAGUUAGAAGUACAAAUACAUAAUAAACCGCGGAUGCCACGCGAAA
This is a messenger RNA of Drosophila eugracilis, 3485 nucleotides long. RefSeq lists its product as uncharacterized. Gene Ontology annotation, cellular component: membrane. The transcript has 9 exons. Gene Ontology annotation, molecular function: protein binding; calcium channel activity. The record is from RefSeq and is a predicted model, not a curated record. Bases 15 to 3374 code for a protein of 1119 amino acids. Lineage: Eukaryota; Metazoa; Arthropoda; Insecta; Diptera; Drosophilidae. Gene Ontology annotation, biological process: calcium ion import across plasma membrane.